Esox lucius (northern pike) is the source of this 2344-nucleotide messenger RNA. RefSeq names its product cationic amino acid transporter 2 family protein. Gene Ontology annotation, biological process: amino acid transport; transmembrane transport. The transcript is spliced from 11 exons. Gene Ontology annotation, molecular function: amino acid transmembrane transporter activity. Gene Ontology annotation, cellular component: plasma membrane. The record is from RefSeq and is a predicted model, not a curated record. NCBI's taxonomy places the organism in Eukaryota, Metazoa, Chordata, Actinopteri, Esociformes, Esocidae. Bases 1 to 1767 code for a protein of 588 amino acids.
AUGUCUGGUGCCAGACUGUUGCGGUUCAUACAGAGCCUCUCUCGUAGAAAGCCCCUGGAGCCAGAGGGGGAGGUGUCCAACUUCAAACGAUGUCUGACGACCCUUGACCUGGUGGCUCUGGGAGUUGGCAGCACACUGGGGGCUGGUGUGUAUGUGCUGUCAGGAGAGGUGGCCAGAGCGGUGGCUGGGCCAAGCAUCAUCAUCUCUUUUCUUGUGGCAGCAAUAGCCUCAAUCUUUGCAGGGUUAUGCUAUGCUGAGUUUGGUGCUCGGGUGCCCAAGACUGGUUCUGCCUACCUCUACAGCUAUGUAACAGUGGGGGAGAUAUGGGCCUUCAUCACUGGCUGGAACCUGUUGCUGUCAUACAUCAUAGGAACAUCAAGUGUAGCCAGGGCGUGGAGCGGGAACUUUGAUGACCUCAUUGGAAAUGCCAUUACCAACUCUUUGGGAAAACAUGCAGCCAUGGAUUUGCCAGGCCUUGCUUCCUACCCAGAUCUCUUUGCGGCUGCUCUCAUCAUGCUGUUGGCAGGGGUGCUUGCGUUUGGCGUUAAAGAGUCUGCUGUUGUGAAUAAGGUUUUUACAGCCGUUAACACAGUGGUGUUGUUCUUUGUUGUCAUCGCUGGCUUCAUCAAAGGUGACAUUCAAAACUGGUGUAUUAGUGAAGGUGGUUUCUUCCCCUUUGGCGUUGAGGGAACAUUAGCUGGAGCUGCAACCUGUUUUUACGCCUUUGUCGGUUUUGAUUGCAUUGCAACAACGGGGGAGGAGGUGCAGAACCCUCAGAAGUCAAUCCCUCUGGGCAUCGUAGUGUCCCUGCUGAUAUGCUUCCUGGCGUACUUUGGUGUCUCGGCAGCUCUGACACUAAUGAUGCCAUACUACUUGCUCAACGUCCACAGCCCAUUGCCAGUAGCCUUCACAUACAUCGGCUGGGGCCCUGCCAAGUAUGCUGUGGCUGUUGGCUCCCUCUGUGCCCUUUCAACAAGUCUUCUAGGAUCAAUGUUUCCCAUGCCCCGGGUGCUCUUUGCGAUGGCCAGGGACGGGCUGCUCUUCAAGCCACUCAGUAAAAUGAGUUCUCAACAAAGUCCUGUGGUGGCAACUCUAUCUUCAGGUGCUGUGGCAGCAAUCAUGGCCUUGUUAUUUGACCUGAAGGCACUCGUUAACAUGAUGUCAAUUGGAACGCUCUUUGCCUACACUCUUGUAGCGAUAUGUAUUCUUAUAUUAAGGUACCAACCAAAUCUCAGUGAAGACUCCGGUGGGAAUGAUUCAUCUAAAUCUUUUUCCAUGAUGGAGGCUCUAAAUCCUCCAUCUCAGGCCACAGCUCAAACCUCUAAAAAUGUAUCAAUUUUCACAGUCUUUGUCAUCCUUUUAGCAAUUAUUCUAAGCGUUGUCCUGACCAAGGCAGUGAACUCCCUGAUGAACCAGGAGCUGUGGACUAUUUUAAUAGUCUCUGCAAUCCUUUCCAUGCUGUUCCUCACUGUUUUCAUCAUUUGGAGACAACCUCAGAAUACAACAAAAGCUGCUUUCAUGGUUCCUUUUAUACCAGCGCUUCCUAUAAUGAGUGCAUUUGUCAAUGUCUAUCUCAUGGUUCAGUUGGGAGGAGAAACAUGGAUUCGCUAUGCUGUUUGGAUGGCCAUGGGGUUACUGAUCUACUUCUGUUAUGGAGUUCAUCACAGUGUGCAAAAGCAAAGGAUGGAAAAUGCACACAAUCAGGUCAACAUUCAAUGCCUUAACACAAAUAUGGAACAAAACUUUGUGACGGAUGAGAAUUCCUGAGGCACUGAUAUCUGAACUGCAAUUUAAAUAAAAAAGAUUAAAAUGACAACACGGCUUUUUAUGAUGUAUAAUUAUAUAAAGGUGUUUGUAUUGAAAAGGGACAUUUUAAAACAUACUCUACUGCUAAUUACUCUUGAUACAUAUUACCUUCAGAAUUUUGUUUCAUGAACAGCUCAUGUUAUCAAGAAAUGUAUCUGUCAACCUGACACUAUUUGUGUCAUGUGGAUUGUGCCUUAUGUGAAACUAUUUGUAAUGAUUUAAAUGAUUUUCAAUUUAAUGAUCGUCAAUGAUUUUAAAAUAAACUGCACUUUCUAAACUGUCAGAAGUGGACAGUAAUAAAAGUGAACAGAUGUUUACUUAAUGUUGGCCCACUACAGAGCACUGUACAUUGAAAAAGUAUUGUAAUUUCAUAGCAAGUAUCAGUACAUAGUAUGGUCAAUGUGGUGCCCAGGGAUGGAGUUGUUAGUGCUGCUGCCUACAACAUGUGUCUGUACACCACUGCUGGUAAGGGCUCUACCAUUCCUGUCUUUUUAACUAGUUGUCCAUCCAAAUAAAUGAGAAUGUUUUUUACCUGCAU